AUGGAGUAAACAGGUUAACCAUCAGCCCAGCGUUAAAUGUGUAUGAGAAAAAUAAACAAGCGAUUCCUUGUAGAGUCUUAGAGGAUUAACACACCUUGACCAGUGAUAUUGCACUUCCCUGUUCUUCUCUUGUGUAAGGUGUAUACAGGUAGCCAAACGCGGCUUUCCAGCCAUUGCUAAUUAAGUACUUUGCGGUACCUGUUCGCUAAAUCUCUUUACACUCCCUCGAUGGCUUUGUUAUAUAGCUAAUAAUUCUAUGCUUGCCAGGAAUUGACAGAUUCUCCUGGGACCCUUUGGUGACAUCGCCAUCUGUCGCUAACUCCUUAUCCAUUUACAAGACGUGUCAAAGAUGGUAACCGACUUCAGCACAGAGUACAUCGAGGAACAUCUCUAGGAGUUGGCCACGAUGACAAAGGACAUUGUUUUCAUCAGUCUGUCUGAAGAGGACAUGUCGGCGUUGGAUACAAUGAACGGACGCGAGCUCCUAGAGGGAGACACCAGAACACAAGUUCUUGAGCCCAGCUGUAUAUUAAUCUUGAUCAUAUCGGGCAAGAUUGUCAUGAACAUGUUUGUGUUCGGUGCAAGGCAAAGGAGCGUGUGUUCCAGCUUCCUGGGAUAUUUUUGCAUAUCGCUGGCACUUGUAGACUUCUUACUCUUGGUGAUGAUCUCCGGCAUUCACUAUUUCCAGGAUUUUGCACUAUGGGGUGUUAGGUUUACAAACUACCACAUAUGUCUGCUGACGCAGAUCGUGUCCCAUGUUUAUGGGAUUUUACAUUAUCCCGUUGUUGUGUCUGCUGCAUUGGAUUAUUAUUUGACUAUUUUGAGGUCUGUAAAACUUCCAAGGAUCUGCUCUGGCCUCCUCUAUCCUGCUCUCGUCCUGCUGUUAUGGAUGGCAGCCUCUUUCUAUGUUCUUAAUUCCCCCGUUGGUUACUCCAAACUGGAUGCUGGGAUAACAACGUACCAAUGCACGUUCUACAUCAGCAAACAGAGUUUUUACUUAUCGGCUGCUGUAGUAAGCACCGUUUUCUUGGUCCUUUUAUUCUGCUGUUUUGAAGUUGUUACCUUUGUAAAAUCUUUGAAAAUAAGCACAUACAUCCAAAAAACUGUGAUCCUCUUUUCAUACGGAACUGAGUGGCCCAUCCGAGGGACUAAACGACUAAUGACUGUUAUCCUUUUUUCAUUUUUGGGCACCUGGGCACCGUUGGUUAUCCUGCAAAUGAUUAUACUAAUACUGUGUUCACACAUCCCGGGAUACAUGGACAUGAACAUCCCUUGGCUGUUCUUUUUGAAUAGCUUUCUCCUGGGGAUUUUCUAUGGGAUUAAGUAUCCCGACCUACUACUGACAGAGAAGAUUAUUCUCAUGGAUCCAUUUAUUAACUGGAAAUAUUCUUUUCUAGCUUUUAUCGACAUUGGACAAAGCAAUGGAGAUGGUUCCGUCACCGAGCCGUCGCCUAAAUGUCUGCUAGUUUAGGACACGUGUUAAAAUGAAAAGGCUAGAAAACGGCUAACGUGUCACAUCUGUGUCUGAUCUUUAAGCGCAGACGUUCUAAACUUUACACUUGAUUCUGGCAGAUAGUGAAACUAGCAAUAGUCAAAGAUUUGCCUUGCCUUUCAUAUGUUUGUUUUCUCUUUAUUAUAUUGUACAUGUUUAAAGCGUAUCAAUAAAACUGCCCGAUGGCUUACAGUA
Messenger RNA from Spea bombifrons (plains spadefoot toad), 1687 nucleotides. It is a transcript of the gene GPR160, whose product is annotated as G protein-coupled receptor 160. The record is from RefSeq and is a predicted model, not a curated record. Bases 407 to 1471 code for a protein of 354 amino acids. Gene Ontology annotation, cellular component: signaling receptor complex; plasma membrane. The transcript is spliced from 2 exons. Lineage: Eukaryota; Metazoa; Chordata; Amphibia; Anura; Pelobatidae.